AUGUCGUACGGAGGACAAACACCUACAGUUGUGGUUCUUAAAGAGGGCACGGAUACAUCGCAAGGUCGUGGUCAGAUCCUAUCAAACAUUGAUGCCUGUUUGGCCAUUCAAGACACUCUUAAGCCUACACUCGGACCGUUUGGAUCGGACGUGUUAAUAGUGGAUGGAGGCAAAACUACUAUUUCAAAUGACGGUGCUACAAUUCUUAGGCUACUAGAUGUGAUUCAUCCUGCUGCAAAAAUCCUUGUUGACGUUUCGAGGUCUCAGGAUGCGGAAGUUGGAGAUGGCACUACCUCUGUUACUCUACUGGCAGCAGAGUUCCUCAAAGAGGCACGUCAAUUUGUUGAAGAAGGAAUGUCUUCCAGCGUGAUUGUUAAGGCAUAUCGUAGCGCCUGUCGUUUGGCAUGUGGACGCGUUCGGGAGUUACAGAUCGAACUUAAGAGAAAGAGCAAUGACACUAAAGACGAUGCUGAGUUUCGGGAAUUGUUGAAAAAAUGUGCAAAGACAACCAUGGCUUCGAAGUUGAUCCAGUCGAAUUCUGAUUUCUUUGCCGAUAUGGUUGUGGAAGCUGUACAAUGUUUGGAUCAGGACGAACUCGACGAGAAUUUGAUUGGCAUGAAGAAAAUUGCUGGAGGUUCCUUGGAGGAGUCCAGACUCGUCAAAGGUGUUGCGUUUAAGAAAACAUUUUCGUAUGCCGGCUUUGAACAGCAGCCAAAGAAGCUCUCCAAUCCAAAGAUUCUUUGUCUCAAUGUGGAGUUGGAGUUAAAAGCAGAAAAGGAUAACGCUGAGGUGAGGAUCAAUAAGGUCAAUGAAUAUCAGGCCAUCGUAGAUGCUGAAUGGAAGUUGAUUUUGCAGAAACUAGAAGCAAUUGUGGCAACCGGUGCCCAAAUUGUACUUUCCAAGUUGCCAAUCGGAGAUUUGGCCACGCAAUAUUUUGCUGACCGAGGAAUCUUUUGUGCUGGACGUAUUCCAGCGGACGAUAUGGAGAGAACUGUGAGUGCCGUUGGUGGCAGUGUUCAAAGUACGUGCUCAGAACUUACGAGCAACGACUUGGGUAAUUGUGGUUCAUUUGAAGAGAUCCAGAUUGGUAGUGAGAGAUACAAUCUGUUUGAGGGGUGUCCAAAGGCAAAAACAUGCACAUUUAUUCUUCGUGGAGGUGCCGAACAGGUGAUUGCAGAAGUGGACAGAUCUCUUCAUGAUGCAAUUAUGAUCGUGAAAAGGGCCAUUCAGAAUAACUACAUUGUUGCUGGAGGAGGUGCUAUAGAGAUGGAGCUAAGCAAAUACCUUAGGGACCUCUCCAGGCAAAUUGACGGUAAGCAACAAUUGAUUGUUGCUGCCUAUGCUCGUGCCCUAGAGGUGAUUCCACGGCAGCUUUGUGAGAACGCCGGCUUGGAUGGUACGGAACUCAUUAACAAGCUUCGUUCUCUUCACUCUCAAGGCGAAACUUGGUAUGGUUUAGACUUUGGUCAUGAGUCCGUAGCUAACAAUAUGGAUACUUUCGUCUGGGAACCUUCUCUUACCAAAAUCAAUGCACUUCAAAGUGCUACAGAGGCUGCGGCUCUCGUUUUGAGUGUCGAUGAGACUAUUAAAAGUGAGCCUAACCACAACAGUAUUGGUAAUCAGCCAGUGCCUCCUCCAGCAGGUCGUGGUAGAGGUGUUCCUCAAGGUAUGCCACCUACGCAGAUGCAAAUGAGCUGA
Messenger RNA from Brettanomyces nanus, 1698 nucleotides. RefSeq names its product T-complex protein 1 subunit eta (gene CCT7). Gene Ontology annotation, cellular component: chaperonin-containing T-complex. Gene Ontology annotation, molecular function: ATP-dependent protein folding chaperone; ATP binding; ATP hydrolysis activity. Gene Ontology annotation, biological process: protein folding. The record is from RefSeq and is a predicted model, not a curated record. The transcript has a single exon. Bases 1 to 1698 code for a protein of 565 amino acids. NCBI's taxonomy places the organism in Eukaryota, Fungi, Ascomycota, Pichiomycetes, Pichiales, Pichiaceae.